This is a messenger RNA of Acomys russatus (golden spiny mouse), 1757 nucleotides long. RefSeq names its product galactose-3-O-sulfotransferase 4 (gene Gal3st4). Gene Ontology annotation, biological process: glycolipid biosynthetic process. The record is from RefSeq and is a predicted model, not a curated record. NCBI's taxonomy places the organism in Eukaryota, Metazoa, Chordata, Mammalia, Rodentia, Muridae. Gene Ontology annotation, cellular component: membrane. The transcript has 5 exons. The coding region runs from base 270 to 1664 and encodes 464 amino acids. Gene Ontology annotation, molecular function: galactosylceramide sulfotransferase activity.
CUUGAGAUUGACAGGGGCACUUAGAAGGCAGCCAGGACCUGGCUUGACAACGCCUUGACGUGAAGGUCAUCAUCCUGAGCUGAAAGGUUCAAUCUCAUUUGAUGUCUGUUUCACUUAAGAUCUGGGUCCUGGCUUUAUCUCCUUCUCUUUUAAAAAUCCAAAGCUUAAAGGGGACGCUGACAGAGGCAAAAAUGUGCUAACUCAGGGACAGACUCAACCAGGGCAGCAAGCAAGCCUAGGGAAAUGAUCACCUGAUCUCCAAAAGGAUCAUGAAGCUCCGGAGGCCUCGGAGCCUGGGGGUGGCUCUGGGAGUCUUUAUGACCAUCGGAUUUGGCCUCCAGCUCUUGGGGGGACCAUUCCAGAGGAGGAUAACUGGGCUACAGCUCCCACAGUCCUGGAUCCCUUCCCUCAGACCAACUAUCAAGUCUUGCCUAGCCCGCCAGCAACUUGUGUUCUUGAAGACACACAAAUCUGGGAGCAGCUCUGUGCUCAACCUCCUUCAUCGCUACGGGGACAAGCAGGGACUACGUUUUGCCCUCCCCACCCACUACCAGUUUGGCUACCCAAAGCUUUUCCAGGCCUCUAAGGUCAAAGGCUACCAUCCUCAGAGUUCAGAGACCCAGAAGCCUUUCCAUAUCCUCUGCCAUCACAUGAGGUUCAACCUGAAAGAGGUGCUCCGGGUCAUGCCUUCUGAUAGCUUCUUCUUUUCCAUUGUCCGAGAUCCGGCGGCUCUAGCCCGCUCUGCUUUCUCCUAUUACAAAUCCACCUCAUCGGCUUUCCGGAAGGCACCGUCUUUGGCUGCUUUCCUAGCCAAUCCUCGAGCCUUCUACAGACCCGGGGCCCGUGGGAACCACUACGCCCGAAACUUACUAUGGUUUGACUUCGGUUUGCCCUUCCCCCCAGAGACGAAGACCAUGAGAAUGAUUCCCCAUCUCCCCAGAGACCCCAACGCCUUCCAGCUACAUACCGUACCUUCCGGCGCUGGCCUGAGACCUCUCUUCCAAACUAUUACCACGGCUGCUGCUAAUUACGAGCAGCCGUCCAGCCUUGCCUUUUCAGCUUUCGAGCCCCCAUCUUUUAUCCAGUGGGGUCUGGCCUGGUUGGACUCUGUCUUUGACCUGGUCAUGGUGGCGGAGUACUUUGAUGAAUCCCUGGUCCUGUUGGCAGAUGCUCUGUGCUGGAGUCUGGACGAUGUGGUGGGCUUCAUGCACAACGCCCAGGCCGGCAGUGAGCAGAGGCUCAGCGCUGCCAAUAAAACUGCGGGGACUGGUGAAGAUCGGCAGCUGACCGCAAGGGCCCGAGCUUGGAAUAACCUAGACUGGGCUCUUUAUGUUCACUUCAACCGUAGUCUGUGGGCACGGAUAGAACAAUACGGCCGGAGUCGGCUGCAACGUGCUGUGGCUGAGCUCCAGGCCCGAAGAGAAGCUCUGGCAAAACGUUGUCUGAUGGGGGGUGAGGCUUUAGACCCCAAAUACAUCACCGAUGUAAGGCUCCGUCCUUUCCAGUUUGGUUCGGCUAAGGUAUUGGGCUAUGUACUUCAGAGCGGACUGAACCAGAAAGACCAGGAGGAAUGUGAACGCUUGGCUACGCCUGAGCUACAGUAUAAAGACAAACUUGAUGCCAAGCAGUUUCCCCCUACAGUCUCCCGGCCUCUCAGGACCUAACGGCCACUGACCCUAUAGGUAUCAGACUACAGAGUAGGGCACACGGGACGGGUGGAGGACCUCCAGCCGCAUCUCCGCUUCCCGUGGAAGGAA